Molecule: messenger RNA, 567 nt
Organism: Lathyrus sativus (Indian pea)
Lineage: Eukaryota; Viridiplantae; Streptophyta; Magnoliopsida; Fabales; Fabaceae
Source: the annotation of a GenBank genome assembly
AUGUCCAACAAGUCCCCAGUUUUUCCCAUUUCAGACCCUCAACACUUCAGUGACUAUGGUUUCGACCCUCAAAUCAACUAUUUUCAGGUACUAGAAGAAGCCAUGAAACACAAACGAGAAUCUUCAAGAUCCAUAGACUCAAUACACUUCAAGCUACAAAAACCAAUUUCAAAAGAAGAAUCAAGGAACAAGAAUCAGAAAACAAAGAAGAAACGCUGGUGGAAAAACGCUCUUUUCUUCUUCAAAUGGAAAUGGACCCACCACCACCACCGUGAUGAUCGUUACGACGACGGCGAAAACAGUGACAUUCAUCAAGCCCGGGCUAAGGCCUUCCGGGCCACGAUUUCCGGACCUGUUUACUUAACAGAGAGUAGAAGUGGGUCGGCUACGCCAUAUAGGAGUUGUAGUAGGCCUUCUUCCGGUCCACUCGCCGGAAGUUUGAUGCCGGCGGCGAUUGGUGCGGUGGAUAUACCUUACUUGAGUUUAAGAGAGCUUACGAUGGAGCAGCAACACCUGCAGCAGCAGAGGAUGUCUACCUCCGCUAUGCCUAUAUAUUUGGUUACUUGA